UUUCACCGAUUCGCAACAAAAGGAACACCUCAGACCGGAAGAUAGCUUCUGCGCGAACACGUUGUCGUUCUUUCUUUUCCUGUGACAGCAACGAGGAUCAUGGGCAAGAUCAAGGCUAGAGAUCUGCGGGGCAAGAAGAAGGAGGAGCUGCUCAAGCAGCUAGAUGACCUGAAGGUAGAGCUGUCCCAGCUCCGCGUAGCCAAGGUUACUGGUGGAGCUGCCUCCAAACUCUCUAAGAUCUGUGUCGUCCGCAAAUCCAUCGCCCGCGUUCUGACUGUCAUCAACCAGACGCAGAAGGAGAACCUGAGGAAGUUCUACAAGGGUAAGAAGUACAAGCCCCUGGAUCUGAGACCCAGGAAGACCCGUGCCAUCCGCAGGAGACUUAACAAGCAUGAGGAGUCUCUCAGAACCAAGAAGAUGCAGAGGAAGGACCGCCUCUAUUCCAUUCGCAAAUUCGCUGUCAAGGCUUAAGGCCGUUUCUCUUGUACAAAUAAAUUGACUAAAAAGAGAAGUAUGUUGUCUUCUGUAAAGGGAUGGUACUUGUGAAUCUUUAGUUUGGUAAUAUAUAUGCCUCAGUGAGCAGCUGGAAUAUGGAUUGCAAACAUUUUCAGCAAUUAUUUGGUGAGACAUUUUACAUCCACUUUGCAAUCUUAAUAUGCACUGAUAAUGGAUGUUAUGUAUGCUGAAGAGGAUUCUGUUGUGCUAGAAAAUACUCUUAGUUGGAAUUGGGACAGCCUUUGCUAAAAUACUGUUCAGAAGAAUGUUGUAUUUCAUAGCAGGACAAUAAAGACUUGUGGAGUGUUA
This is a messenger RNA of Coregonus clupeaformis (lake whitefish), 804 nucleotides long. Its product is annotated as 60S ribosomal protein L35. Gene Ontology annotation, biological process: translation; maturation of LSU-rRNA from tricistronic rRNA transcript (SSU-rRNA, 5.8S rRNA, LSU-rRNA). NCBI's taxonomy places the organism in Eukaryota, Metazoa, Chordata, Actinopteri, Salmoniformes, Salmonidae. Gene Ontology annotation, molecular function: structural constituent of ribosome; mRNA binding. Gene Ontology annotation, cellular component: cytosolic large ribosomal subunit; ribosome. The transcript is spliced from 4 exons. The coding region runs from base 100 to 471 and encodes 123 amino acids. The record is from RefSeq and is a predicted model, not a curated record.